UUGAAGACUCUAAAUUAGAGCUCAAGAUCUUGGGAAAGCUCCCUAUACUCACACGACAUCCUCUUACCUUCCAAGCGGUUUUUCAUUAUCGAUGUCCCAAGAUGUAAUUUCAUAGUCGUUUGCAACUUGUUUUCUUCAAAAGGAAAAAGAAAAUAUAAUAAAUAAAUUCUCACAAUAUCUAACAUAUACAUACAUACUAGCCCAAUUCUUCUAAUCUACCAAUGGAUGAUUAAUCUUACAAUAAUCCUCCAUUAUCGCUAAGAUAUGAAAGAUCCAAGUUUGUUUUGAAGAAAAAACUGGGGUUUUGUAUUUUCAUAUCCCCGCCAAAUCUUAGCGCCGAGCUGUAAGAGAAAAUCUCUCAUCCCGUUGGGCGGUCUGAAAAUCGGAGUAAUCUCUACUCCCUAUCAUCGGAGCCGGAGAAUUUGAGUCUUCACUUCGCCUUCAUCUCCGGUUUUCCCCCGUUGGGUUCAUAUUAAACACCUUGGAAUUGCGCUUUUCAUUGACAGAUUGAAGAGAUGUUAUCGGAGCCAUCUCAAACAGAUUCAUAUAAACCUUACACUCUAUCCCAAACCCUAACAUCCCAUAAGCGGUGUAUUUCAUCCGUCAAAUUCUCUGCAGAUGGCCGUCUUCUUGGCUCUUCCUCCGCCGAUAAAACCCUUCGCACUUAUUCUUGCUCAAAUUCCACUGUGACCCCAGUUCAAGAAUUCCAAGGUCAUGAACAGGGUGUCUCUGACUUGGCUUUCUCCUCCGAUUCUCGUUUUCUUGUAUCCGCCUCCGACGAUAAGACUCUUCGCCUUUGGGAUGUCUCCACUGGAUCUCUUGUGAAGACGCUUAAUGGCCAUACUAACUAUGUGUUCUGUGUUAACUUCAAUCCCCAAUCUAACAUGAUUGUAUCUGGUUCCUUCGAUGAGACUGUCCGCAUUUGGGACGUCAAAUCUGGCAAGUGUCUUAAAGUCCUUCCAGCUCACUCUGAUCCUGUCACUGGCGUGGAUUUCAAUCGCGAUGGUUCGCUGAUUGUUUCGAGUAGCUAUGAUGGGUUGUGCAGGAUUUGGGAUGCGUCUACUGGUCAUUGUGUGAAGACUUUGAUUGAUGAUGAAAACCCACCCGUUUCUUUCGUCAAGUUCUCACCCAAUGGGAAAUUUAUUCUUGUUGGGACUUUAGAUAAUACGUUGAGAUUAUGGAACUUCUCUACUGGAAAAUUUCUGAAGACUUAUACGGGCCAUACCAAUUCAAAAUUCUGCAUCUCCUCCACCUUCUCCGUAACAAAUGGGAGGUAUAUUGUGAGUGGUUCAGAAGACAAUUGUGUAUACCUAUGGGAGCUGCAGACCAGGCAGAUAGUUCAAAAACUGGAAGGUCACUCUGAUACAGUUAUAUCAGUAUCUUGUCAUCCCAGCGAGAACAUGAUUGCUUCUGGAGCUGUGGGAAAUGACAAAACUGUGAAGAUCUGGACCCAGAAGGGUCCAGAAGAAUGACUAAUUUAUUUGUCAAAGCAAUCCACGAUCAAGGUUUGAACAUAUAACUCUGUCGUGGUGGCACAGUUCUUGUAGCUUAGUUUAAUUAAUUAUAAACUGUUGAGAACAUAACUUUUGAAAAGGUUAGCAUGUAAGUUUUGUUUCUAUUCUCGGCAUCUCUGUUAUCAUCACCCCAACGUCUGCUAUCACAGAUUUGGUGGCGUUUAUGGAUGUAAAGUAGUUGGUUUGCUCCAUCCAAGAGUUAGGAAUGGUAUUUUCUUUCUGUUUGCUUUAA
Messenger RNA from Cucumis melo (muskmelon), 1746 nucleotides. Its product is annotated as COMPASS-like H3K4 histone methylase component WDR5A. The record is from RefSeq and is a predicted model, not a curated record. The transcript has 2 exons. Lineage: Eukaryota; Viridiplantae; Streptophyta; Magnoliopsida; Cucurbitales; Cucurbitaceae. Bases 516 to 1472 code for a protein of 318 amino acids. Gene Ontology annotation, molecular function: histone binding. Gene Ontology annotation, cellular component: Set1C/COMPASS complex.